AUGGAAACAAUCAUAUUUAAUAAUGUAAAAGAUGAAUCAAUAUUGGUGGAACAUUUACAAUACAUUAAAAGUAAUCAUAGUCAUUUGGAACAAUCGUUUCAGUUGGAAUUAGAGAAUGCAAAUUGGGAGAUUGUUACAAGACUGUUGUACGUUAUUCUGACUGAACACUUUUUUGAAUGUGAACCAUACCAACUCGUUCAAGGUGAAAAUAUAAUCAACUUUAAACCAAACGACCCAGACUCAUCAUCAUCAUCAUCACUGUCGUCAUUGUCGGUACAGCUCCAAUUUCAUAUCAAGGAUCUUUAUUGUUUGGACAGAUUUACAUUGGACAAGACAAAAAAGUUUGCAGUUGUUGAAUUUGGACCAAUCGAAUUGGAUGAAGCAUCAUCAUGUACUCAAACAGAAAUCAUCUAUAAUUACUCGGGGUUGGUUUCGGUAUUGGAGAAAUACUUUGGUAAAUCAACAACUGGUUACGAACAAUUUGAAAAGGACUUGGAUAAUUGUUGGGUCAAUAUGGCUUUGUCAAAGGUACUGUCAAAUGAAAGAAUGGAGUCACUAAAAGAAGAGAUUACCAAGAUGAAUUGCAAGUCGGUACCAGAGUAUAUUGAGAGUAUGUUGAAACAAGAUCCAUCGUAUAGUCAUGUGUUUUACGAACAAUUCCAUCGUCGUGGUCAUCCAACUCACCCCUUUGUAAAGAGUAAGGUUGGAUUGUCGGUUGAACAAGUCAUCAGUUACUCACCAGAGUUUGGAGGUACAGUCGAUCCAAGACUCAUCGCAAUUCAUCGAUCAAAAGGAGGAUUCAAAUCAUAUGACGAUCAACAAGAACCAUGUCCAAACCAAUUCAUUUUCAAUUUGUUCCCUUGUGUAGAGGAAAAGGUUAGAGACUAUUUUAAAAUGAUUGGGUUGGAAUUACAAGAUUAUUAUUUAAAUUUAGUACAUCCCUAUCAAUUAUCUCAACCAGUCCUAUCCCAAUUCAAUCAAGAUAUUGAAAACAAUGAAUUGAUUAUUAUUCCAUCGUCAGUGUCAUCGGACAUUUCCUCCAAACCAUUGGUAUCGGUUAGAUCAUUAACGCUGCAAAGCAAAGAAUCACCACAAUCGUCACUUGGUACAUUACCAGCUUUGAAAUGUUCGUUUAGCGUUAGAUUGACCAACGUUGUACGAAAUCUAUAUCAUACACAUUGUGUCACUGGUCCACAGUUUUCAAGAAUAUUGGAUGAUAUUUUCAAGAGAGAAAGAGGGAAUGGAUUUGGAACAAAAAUACAUUUUGUAAAGGAUCUCAUGGGAAUAUACUACUACGACACCAAUCAACAAGGAGAAAAACAACAACAACACAAGAAUGCUGAAUUGUCAUCAUUGUGGAGACAAAAUUUACAUUGUUUUGUAACUGACCCAACAACUGAACAAAUAGUAUCUAUCCCUGCAUUACUAAAUAUCUCACCAAUAUCAGGUACAGAACUACUCUUUGAAUUUGUCGAUCAGUUAAAAACCAACCAACACAUCUCAACUACAUCCGAAGCUAUUCGUGUUUGGAUGAACCAUUACCUUCAACUACUUGUCCCAUUUUAUAUUAUAAUGUCUACAAAAUAUGGAGUAGCAUUGGAAUCCCACCACCAAAACACCUAUGUCAUUAUCGAUAGAGGUGUACCUGUCAAGAUUAUCUUUAAAGAUUGGGAUUGUCCUCGUUGUCUACCGGAGAGAUUAGAUCGCCAAAACAUUGACUAUAGCUCAAUGAAAGGAUCAUCAAUCACAAACUCUCAAUUUGAAACAGACUUUACACAAAAAAGAGCUCAAAUAUUUAUACAUGUUGGUGAACUACUGAUGCAUGUAUUUGCUCACCUUCGAACGAUUGGACAAUCAAAGACGAUGGAAAAAGAAUUAAUUCAAGAUUCAUCUGACAUUCUUCAAUCAACAUUCAACCAACUCAAAUCCGAUCCAAUCAUCCAUGAUCAGGUAUUACAAGAUGAAGAAUACUUUUUCACAACACCUUUUGUUGAAAUGUAUGCCUACACCAAAUGGAGAUUAAAUCCAUCAACUCAAAAUUAUUCAGCUCCACAUUUUAUUAAAAAUCCAUGGUAUCAAACUAAUCAAUAG
Cavenderia fasciculata is the source of this 2091-nucleotide messenger RNA. RefSeq lists its product as uncharacterized. Bases 1 to 2091 code for a protein of 696 amino acids. The record is from RefSeq and is a predicted model, not a curated record. The transcript has a single exon. Gene Ontology annotation, biological process: siderophore biosynthetic process. Lineage: Eukaryota; Evosea; Eumycetozoa; Acytosteliales; Cavenderiaceae.